CGAUGUGAGUAUGGGCGCUUUUUAACAAUACAUUAUUUUGUUACGCUGUAGAGAGAGUGCAAACACUGUUAUAUUUGUGUUUUGAUUUGGGUUUGCAUUUUGAUCUCCUCUUAUUGGUAUUUUAUUGAUGCACGAGAACGUCAAUUCGCCAACUCGUAGAGAAACAGUACCAUUGAUGGCAGCUCCAAGGGAAACAUCGCGUCGCGACUCUUUAACAGCCCAAGAAGAAGAAACUCUCAAGUAUGGUGCAGAACAUGUUAUUAAACUUUUCGUUCCUGUAUCUAUGUGCAUGUUGGUCGUAGUUGCUACAAUCAAUUCAGUAUCAUUCUACAAUGUUAAAGAUAUAUAUUUGGUGUAUACACCAUUUCAUGAGACCAGUCCUGAGCCUUCUUCAAAAGUACUGAGUGCUGUAGCCAACUCAUUGAUUUUGAUGUUUGUUGUUAUUAUAAUGACAGUAGUUCUGAUAGCAUUAUACAAAUAUCGGUGUUAUAAAUUGAUACAUGGAUGGCUUAUUAUGUCGUCAUUGCUGCUCUUGUCCAUGUUCACUUGUCUUUACAUUGAAGAAAUUUUACAUACUUAUAAUAUUCCUAUGGACUAUAUAACUUUUUUUUUAAUAAUAUGGAAUAUCGGUGUGCUAGGAAUGGUAUGUAUUCAUUGGAAAGGUCCAUUGCGACUUCAACAAUCCUACUUAAUAUUUAUUGCUGCACUUAUGGCACUUGUGUUCAUAAAAUAUAUGCCUGAAUGGACCACAUGGGUUGUGCUGUUUGUUAUUUCUAUUUGGGAUUUGAUUGCUGUCCUUACUCCUCGAGGACCAUUACGUAUACUUGUUGAAUUGGCUGAAGAACGUAACGAACAAAUAUUUCCUGCGCUAAUUUAUUCAUCGACAGUUGUAUACAUGAUAAAUCGUUCAGAUAGUAUUGACAGUACUACAGAUAGUCAAAAUGGAUUUACUAGAACAUGGGUUGAAGAGCAUCAACAGCAUCAGCCUGAAGAAGUUAGAGUUAAUAGACUAUUAGAUGAUGACGACAAAGGCGUAAAACUUGGAUUGGGAGAUUUCAUAUUCUACAGUGUGUUAGUGGGUAAAGCAUCAUCUUAUGGAGACUGGAAUACCACAUUAGCAUGCUUUGUAGCAAUUCUUAUUGGAUUAUGUUUGACACUAUUAUUAUUGGCUAUAUUCCGAAGAGCACUACCUGCUUUACCAAUAUCAAUUACUUUUGGACUUGUGUUUUACUUUGCGACUCGAGGACUAGUCAAACCAUUUGCAGAUAUGCUAGCUUCUCAACAAGUUUUUAUAUGAUUAUAACUCAAUAAUUUUUAUUAUAUUUUACAAUUUAUCUCCUAAUUAAAAUAUGUAAUA
Molecule: messenger RNA, 1357 nt
Organism: Sipha flava (yellow sugarcane aphid)
Lineage: Eukaryota; Metazoa; Arthropoda; Insecta; Hemiptera; Aphididae
Gene: Psn
Product: presenilin homolog
Exons: 1
Coding region: 128-1297 (389 amino acids)
Biological process (GO): amyloid precursor protein catabolic process; protein processing; negative regulation of apoptotic process
Cellular component (GO): cell surface; membrane raft; neuronal cell body
Molecular function (GO): aspartic endopeptidase activity, intramembrane cleaving
Source: RefSeq, a predicted model, not a curated record